AAAGUCGCGAAUCAAUAAUACACUAUACUAUUUCCUUUCUCGUUCUCCCAAAAAGUGAGCUGUGUUUCUCAAAUCGCGGUGACAUUCCAUUCAUUCCCAGAUUAAUUUGAUGAUUUGUAUUAUUAAACUUCGGUCCAUUUCUUAACAAAAAGAAAUCAAUCAACUGCUGGUUGGGACCACAACUCAGCUUUUUCCUCAAUAUCAGCAAGCUUUUAUUCAAUGUCUUCGUAUCCAUGCUUACCUUCCCUUUUCCCCCCUCCUUUUCAAGCCCAAUUUACUGUAUUCCCACUUGACCAACAAUGUUCCAUUGUUAAAGAAGAAAACACUUUUUCUGGGAUCAGUUAUUUUCCUCUUUUUGCUUUCUUUUACACUUAAGAAUCCCACAUUUGUUUGUGCAUCUGCUUUGUAGUGUUGGCUGGUUAACUGUAAUGGUGGUCAAGAAACUUUGCUGUCUUCAGUGGAUUAUACUCUGUAGUCUUCUACUGGCGGCUCUUGUUUGCUCCAAAAAUCAUGGGAAUGCAGCAAACGAAUUAAUUGAGAUUAUUAACAAGAAUCGAACAGACAGCAAGCUUCCUCGUCUGAGCAACAGUCCAGGUCUAGGCUGCAUUGCUUUGCAGUACGCUGAGGAAUGCAAGGGAAACUGCACUGAUAACAAUACUAUACAUUGUCAACCAUCAGAAGAUGACUUCACCGAAGUAUUUGCUCCCAACUGUGGUGUCGAACUGCCCACUUUCGGAACCAUAUCUGGCUACAUUUUGGGAUGUCAAAACAAGUAUCUUGACCCACAAGAAGCAUUCUCACACGCGCUCGUUCAAGACCGGAAAACCCUGUCUCUGUUGAAAAAUCGAACACAUACCGAAGUCGGAGUAGGCAUAAUUGGCAGUCAUAAGCAUAAAAGGCAUUACAUUUGGUGUGUGUUGUUCAGUAAUAGUCAGACAAAUACUACAUUUGUUCUUGAAGAUCUUGGCAAAGGAAUAGAACAAAAGAGUGGAUGUUACAGUGGAUCCAGUAUUCCUUGCAGCAGAGGGCAUAAGAAUACUGAUGUGUUUUCAAAUAUUUGGAUUCUGCUUCUGUAUAUUUCCCCUUUACUUAAUUUUCACCUGAGAUUUUUGUAAGUAAUGUCAAAUUUUAUAUUUUCUU
This is a messenger RNA of Olea europaea var. sylvestris, 1140 nucleotides long. RefSeq lists its product as uncharacterized. The transcript has 2 exons. The coding region runs from base 429 to 1115 and encodes 228 amino acids. The record is from RefSeq and is a predicted model, not a curated record. Lineage: Eukaryota; Viridiplantae; Streptophyta; Magnoliopsida; Lamiales; Oleaceae.